Messenger RNA from Gossypium raimondii (Peruvian cotton), 2302 nucleotides. RefSeq names its product probable amino-acid acetyltransferase NAGS2, chloroplastic. Gene Ontology annotation, biological process: L-arginine biosynthetic process. NCBI's taxonomy places the organism in Eukaryota, Viridiplantae, Streptophyta, Magnoliopsida, Malvales, Malvaceae. Gene Ontology annotation, cellular component: cytoplasm. The record is from RefSeq and is a predicted model, not a curated record. Gene Ontology annotation, molecular function: L-glutamate N-acetyltransferase activity, acting on acetyl-CoA as donor. Bases 137 to 1969 code for a protein of 610 amino acids. The transcript is spliced from 10 exons.
UUUUUAUUUUUGUCUCCCUUUUAUAAAAAUUAUUAUUUUUUAUUUUGGUUCAAAGCCUUCUCUUUCACUAUCCAGCCACCCACCUCUUCACACCGUUUAGCCGCGUUUUCUGUUUAUUUUUUUUUCUGGUUCAACGAUGGCGACAGCAGCUAAAUCAAACCCUCAUCAUCAACCAUGGAAUUCCCGACAAGGAAUUUGCAGUUCAUGUUGUGAUAAACAGGGUUUUAAGGGUUUCGUAAGGUUCAAAAGGAGUAUGUUUUUUAACCAAGGUUUUCAAGGGAUGUUAUCGAGAUCGGUUGUUAAUGGUGAAGCGAAAGCCAUCAAUGUCUGCUGCUGCUGCUGCAGCUUGGAGAAGGUUUAUGAUGUGGCCGAGGAAGACCGGCGGUUCGUGGCGGCGUUGAGGGAGGCUCAGUCGUAUGUUUAUUUGCACCGAGGGAGCACAUUUGUCUUGCUCUUGUCAGCUGAAAUUGUCGCUAGUUCUUACUUGGAUGCCAUUCUCAAGGAUAUUGCGUUUUUGCAUCACCUUGGGAUCAAAUUUGUUAUUGUUCCGGGAACUCACGUUCAAAUCGACAAGCUUUUGGCUGAGAGAGGGAAUGAACCAAAGUAUUAUGGUAGAUAUAGAAUAACGGACUCGGAAUCUCUAGCCGCUGCGACGGAAGCGGCAGGAGGGAUCCGUUUAAUGAUAGAAGCAAAACUUUCUCCUGGACCUUCUAUAUGUAAUAUUCGUCGGCAUGGUGAUAGUAGCCGUUGGCAUGAAGUUGGUGUCAGUGUUGCUAGUGGUAACUUCCUUGCAGCUAAGAGAAGGGGAGUUGUUGAAGGUGUUGAUUAUGGAGCAACUGGUGAAGUAAAGAAAGUAGAUGUUGCUCGAUUGCGUGAGAGGCUUGAUGGUGGUUGUAUAGUAAUAUUAAGCAACCUGGGGUAUUCGAGCUCUGGUGAAGUUUUGAAUUGCAACACAUAUGAAGUUGCCACGGCUUGUGCAUUAGCUCUUGGAGCAGAUAAGCUUAUUUGCAUUAUAGAUGGCCCUAUUUUGGAUGAGAAUGGACGCCUUAUUAGUUUCUUGCCUCUUCAAGAAGCAGAUAUGUUGAUCCGUCAACGGGUCAAACAAAGUGAGAUAGCUGCUAAAUAUGUUAAAGCUGUUGGUGAAGAAGAUCUCACUUGCAUUGGACAUGAUGAUACUAGUUCAGUUGUUCACUCUUUGCAAAAUGGGAAGGCUCUUAAUAGUAUUCGUAAUCCAACCUUUCAGAAUGGUGUUGGUUUUGAUAAUGGGAAUGGACUAUGGUCUGGAGAACAGGGCUUUGCCAUCGGAGGUCAGGAGCGGCUAAGUCGAGAUAAUGGUUACCUUUCAGAGUUGGCUGCUGCAGCCUUUGUCUGCAGGGGUGGCGUACAAAGAGUUCAUUUGUUAGAUGGCACUAUCGGUGGGGUCUUAUUAUUGGAAUUGUUCAAAAGAGAUGGAAUGGGGACAAUGGUGGCUAGUGAUCUAUAUGAAGGGGCUAGGAUGGCUAUGGUGACUGAUCUCGCUGGAAUCAGGCAAAUCAUACAACCUUUAGAAGAGUCUGGCACAUUGGUUCGCAGGAGUGAUGAAGAGCUACUUAAGGCCCUAGAUUCAUUUGUUGUUAUGGAAAGGGAAGGUCAAAUCAUUGCUUGUGCUGCUCUUUUUCCGUUCUUCAAGGACAAGUGUGGAGAAGUUGCUUGUAUUGCAGUUUCUCCUGACUGUCGAGGACAAGGACAAGGAGAUAAAUUGCUUGAUUACGUCGAGAAGAAGGCAUCCUCUCUCGGAUUGGAUAUGCUUUUCUUGUUGACAACUCGUACUGCUGACUGGUUUGUUAGGCGCGGCUUUACUGAAUGUACGAUCAACAUGAUACCGGAAGAAAGGAGGAAAAAGAUAAACCUAUCCCGUAAAUCCAAGUAUUACAUGAAGAAACUCAUACCAGAUCGAAGUGGAAUAACAGCUGAUAAAGCAUUUAAAUAAAGCUUACAGCCGAUAAAACGGAUCUACGGAGAAGACGAUGCUACCUCAUUGGUCCGAUUUGGCUUAGAGAAACCAUUUACUUCCAAGUUAAAUGUUUAGCUGGGAGUGGAUUUGAUUUUCUAUGCAUCUGGUUUUUGUUAUGAGCUGUGAUUUUAUUAUUACCACAAAAAUAGUAGUAGUUGACAUAAUUUUUUAGGCGAAUUGUAAUUAUGUAGCAGUGCUUCAAAAUAUGGUAAAUAAAUUUUCUCUAGGAGUGCUCUAAUUUGUUAUUAUUAUUAUUGAAUUAUUAAGUAAUUUUCAUAAGCUAAUGAGAUCUUGGUUUAAUGGCUAUAA